AUGUCUGGGGGCCGCGGGGGGAGGGAAGGAGGGAGCGGGCGGACGGAGGCGGCCCGCGCGGCGGCGGCGGCACUGGCGGCGGCGGGGCCUGCUCAGCAGCCGGGCGCCCGGCCUGGGCCUCUGCCCGCGGCGCGGCCCGGCGCGGCGGCGGGCCCGGCGGCGGCCCCGGAGGCUGCCCCGGCGCGCCCGGCGGAGGGCGCGGGCGCGGCGGGUGCGGCUCCUCGGGGCCCCGCGGGGGCCCGCGGCGCGGCCGGGGCCGGGCCCGCAGCCGCGGCAGGCCCGGGCGAGCGAUCAGGCGGCGCGGCCCCCGCUGCAGGAGGCUGCCCCAGGGGCGGGGGGCCCGGCGGCCGCGGCCCCGGCGGCGGACGAGGACGACGGCGACGAGGAGGACGAGGCCGAGGCGCGGCUCCGGCGCGGCGGCCCGAGGCCCGGGGGGUGGCGCCGCCGGGGCCGCCGCCGCCGUGGUGGAGGAGGGGGGGGCCGGGGCUGCCGCCGCUCGGGGCCCCGCGGCGGGAGCGCCGGCCUAGGCCGGAGCCGGGGCCGGGGGCGCGGAGCGGGGCUCGGGGCCGCGGCCGCCGCCGUCUCGCAUCGCCGCCGGGGCCGCCUCGCCUCGCCGCGCCCCGCCUCGCCUCGCCUCGCCGCGCCGCGCCUCGCUUCGCCUCGCCUCGCCCCGCCUCGUUCCGCCUCGUCCCGCCUCGCGUCGCCUCGCCGGCCGGGCCGGGCCUCGCAGGCGGCUUGCAGCGGCGGGCGCGGAGCUCACUCGGCUACCAUCAUGGCCGCGGCGGCCGCAGCUUCCGACGGGAGACACCAGGCAGCUCGCGCCCGGGAGGGAGCCGCGGCCGGCCCGCACACCUGCGCCUGCGCCUUGAGCCGCCCUGCGCCGGGACCCGGACCCCCCGCCCCCCGGAGGCGGAGGCCCGUCCCCUGGACCCGCCCCCUCGCCCGCGCGCCUGCGCCCGGCGCCGCUCGGCUACGCGCCACACCCCCCGCACCUCCGACUCAGCCCCCGGGGCCCCGCCCCGGCCUCUGCUCCCGCGCCCACGCGCCUGCGCCCCGCGUGGAACUCCGCCCCCGCGUCCCGAUACCGCCCCCGGGGUGGGCUCCCCAGGCCGAGGCUCCGCCCUCAACCGCCUGCGCCCUGCUCCGACCCGAGCCAGCGGGAGAACUGGGGCUCAGGAAGGACCUGCCCAGCAAUCGCACCCCCGCCACCCCCAACGCGGGCCAGGCUGGGAUAUGGUGUCAGUCUUCUGGAGAACAGCCUCCCAUUGUGUCUUCAGUCUGCGCCCCCUCCCAUAUAAGUCCCCGGGCUCGCGUCCAGUCUCCGUCUCCUUAGGCUGCUGGGAAAACCCGAUCCAGAUUAAGGUAGAGAACAUACAGGCUAGACGUGGAGCACUGAUCCAGCCCUUUUUACGGCUGAGGAAACUGAGGCCCACAGAGGUUGGGACUCGCCGGGUCACGCGGCGGAGCCUGGUCUCAGAUCCAGCUGUCUGCCCUCCUCUUGGGCUCCCGAAUGUCUUGCCGCCCCCCAGGAGCACUGAGUCCAGCGUCACUGCCCGGGCAGGGACCGGCCCCGCCUCUGUCCAGCCCCCCAGGAGGGCCGGAGCCGAGGCAGGCCGGAUCGGUGCUGGAUCGAUGCCCCCGCGAUGGGACUUUGGUGCCCACCUCGUGGGGGGCGGGGGGAGUGAGAUGGUAGCUUUGUGUCGGCUCGCUCUCCCAAAGCCAGGACGGCCCUCUGCGCCCCCGGACUCGGGGUGGUUUGCGCUCGUUCUGACCUAAUGCAGUGGGCUGCAGCCCCCGCGGGAGGCGUGCACACCCCCCCCCAUCCUUAAGUGCUGGUGAGUGGUGUCCCAGGUCCACUCAACCAAUGAACGUCAAUUAGCUUUUUACUCGGGGAUAUUCAGCAAUAAUCGAAAUACAAAUAUCCCAGUCUUCGGGAGCCGCUCUCCUCUGUACCAGGGAGGAUGGAUUCAAACUUCACUUAGUUCCUACACAACAUUGAUGCCAAGUUCAUGCCCAGCUAACUGACCGGUAGUCCUCCUCUCUAUUACGGGUAGUGAGUCCUGAGGCCACCCUGGAAGCCACUGCUUGCUAAAUAGGCCCAGUGCGGAGCUGCAAUGCUCUUCUCCCUACUCCUGAAACAAAACCCACUCCCAGGCAGGCAAAGAAAGUCCGCGUGUAUCCAGAGAAGAGCUUGGUGGCCUGGGCCUAGGAUGAGGGGGCCCCGGGCCUCUCUGGCAGGAUUGCCUCUCACCAGAUGCCAUCAGCAAAGCAGUCCAUAGGAUCCCCAGAAGCACAGUGAGGAGAAAAUGGCCCAAGAGCCCCAACUGAGGCACACUCUGGCCUCUGUGAACAUGCCCCUAGUUCUGGUUAUGCAGCCAGUCCAAAAAAACCCAAAACAUGAGGAACCAAAUGCCGAAUAUCUAUGGCAUGCCCCCCCCCCAUGCAAAGCACUUCAUGUCAUCAUUACUGUCCUAGAAGUAGAAGCCCUCUGUAGGGAGACACUGAGGCACCCUACAUAAGAGCCAGACCCAAGUUACAUUUGUAACGCACAUUGCAGAU
Molecule: messenger RNA, 2559 nt
Organism: Phascolarctos cinereus (koala)
Lineage: Eukaryota; Metazoa; Chordata; Mammalia; Diprotodontia; Phascolarctidae
Source: RefSeq, a predicted model, not a curated record